UCCGGGUCAAACGUUCCUUCGUCCAAUCAGCGACGAGUCAUGUCGCUCCAAGGGUCCUACCCUUUCCGUUUUGGUUAAUGUGUUGUUUUCUCUUUUGUCGUUGUGUUUUCUCUUUUGCUGUUGUGUUUUGCACUUCCAGGCCACCGUACAUUUCCCAUCAGGCCCUGUUCUGAGCCGUGUGGUCCUGGUUUCUCGUGUUUGCAGACGCAGUGGAUCCCUGCGACCCGGAUGUUCGACGACGGCUGUUGGACCUGGGCGACAUCACUUCCUCCCCAGACCUGCACUCGGAGCCCCGCCCCCUUCCUGACGUGGAGGAGCGCAGCUUCUUAGAGCUGGGGGGCGACAUGGUUUACAUCCAAUCCAGAGUCCUGGAUGGAGGCCGUUGGUCCAUUUUUAAAGGAUCUACUGAAGACGACUACGUCUUCCUCAAGGUGGACAGUUGCUCGGCCCCCUGGGAUUUUUAUCAGUUUAAUCGUCUGAAGGGGGGCUGUUCGCGUCCUGAAGGACUUCCUCUGGUCAGCUGUUUCCUGUUUGCGGACGGCUGCAUCACAGUGUACACCACCCCCAAGGAUCACAUGUUCACAGAGCUGCCGGCGUCGGUCUUCACCAAGCUGUCAGUCGGGUGUAAAGUGGUGGGGUUGUUACAGUUGGUGCUGCAGCUUCACUCCUGCGGGCUGCUGCACGCGGCGCUGCAGCCGGACAUCCUCGCCUGCUGCCACAUAGGUUUCCAGGACUCUGACUGGAUCUUCCCAGUGGAUUGGUCGUCAUCAGUGCACCUGGGUGUGCAGCGGGACGUCUUGGCCGUCCAGAACCUCCCAUCGGCUCAGGCCUACGUCAGUCUGGGUCUCCUGGAACCAACCGCACCCCCGCAGCUGGUGGACCUGGUGGGUGUGGCGGAGACGGCUCACCUGCUGCUGACCGACAGCAGGAUGGUUCCGGUGAAAGACUCCAGCGGCUGGACAGCAGAGAGCUUCAGCAGCAGCGAGCCCUGCGACCUGUACUCCGGGAUGUGGAGGAGGUUUUUCCGCUCGCUGUUGAACGCCGGCGGUCGGUCGUCCUCGUCCAUCCUGUCGGAGCUGAAGGAGCAGCUGUCCUCACUUUACCUGUAAACCGCUGAGACGUCUGUCUGUUCGUCUAUGUUUUCGUAUCUAUGUUCUUAAA
Molecule: messenger RNA, 1161 nt
Organism: Cololabis saira (Pacific saury)
Lineage: Eukaryota; Metazoa; Chordata; Actinopteri; Beloniformes; Belonidae
Gene: bub1ba
Product: BUB1 mitotic checkpoint serine/threonine kinase Ba
Exons: 7
Coding region: 345-1109 (254 amino acids)
Biological process (GO): meiotic sister chromatid cohesion, centromeric; mitotic spindle assembly checkpoint signaling
Molecular function (GO): protein kinase activity
Source: RefSeq, a predicted model, not a curated record